AUGGAGACUAAGCUUAGUGUAGGUUCUAUUUCUAAAUUUCGCAAUGCCUUUAAAUUUCCUAAUGGUACAGAGGUCCCUAGAAUAGGUCUUAGUGGUGGUUUGCUUUUUCUUUGGAAUUCUAAUGUAAAUGUAACUAUUAUAAAUUAUGGAAGGCACUUUGUUGAUUGUUACAUAGCUCUUCUUGAUGGGCCUACUUGUCACUUCUCUGGUUUUUACGGAUCUCCUGUUGUUGCACAAAGGAAAUUCACUUGGGGACUUUUAAAGAAGCUUAAAGACUCGGCCCCUUUACUGCCUUGGCUUAUCAUGGGAGAUUUUAAUGAGAUUAUUUCCCACACAGAUAAGUCAGAUCACAGGGCCCUCAUGGUUACUACUCAACCUCUUUCGUCUAUUACUGCACAAAAAUUCAAAUCUAGAUUUAGAUUUGAAAGGCUAUGGCUCCAUGAAGAUGAUUAUUCUACCAUUAUUGCAAAUAACUGGCAUAAUUCUUUGGCAAACCUGACUUCACAAUUGCUGCAAAAUCUUGCAGAUUUUGCCACCAACUUGCAAUCUUGGCAUAGAGUUAAAUUUGGAGACUUACCAAAAAAGAUCAAGAUCUCUCAAGACAAAAUUGCUGCUCUUCACAACUCAUAUGACACUAGUAGAUCUCAUUUUGAAGAACUAAAAUCAACUAAUACAAGGAAUAACACCAACACAAUCAAAGAACUUCUCGAUGACCAAGGCGUUUUACAUACUACACAGCAGGGAAUUGGUUCGAUUGUUGAGAAUUAUUUUCAAAAUAUAUUCUCUACUGCUGGUUUUGAUGCUGAAGCAGUACAACAUGUUUUACACACAGUGUCGUGCACCAUAUCAGCUGAUAUUAACAGAUCGUUACUGGCGCCAUACACUCGUGAGGAUGUUUUUAAUGCUUUAUCUUCUAUGAGCGAUGAUAGCAGCCCUGGGCUUGACGGAAUGUCGGUCAUGUUCUACACUAAUUAUUGGCAUAUUGUGGGUGAUUUGGUGUCCCAAACUGUCCUUGAAGUGCUGAAUAAUGGUGCGGAUCCUUCUUGCUUCAAUCAAACUCUAAUUACUUUGAUCCCUAAAGUCAAGAAGCUGAAUUCAAUGUCCAAGCUACGACCCAUCAGCCUCUGUAAUGUGUUGUACAAAUUAGUUUCUAAAGCAAUUGUGAUUCGAAUAAAACCUUAUCUGUCAAUGGUUAUAUCCGAAUCUGAAAGUACUUUCCUCCAAUCAAGGCUCAUUACGGAUAACGUUUUGGUUGCUUUUGAACUCCUCCACUCCUUAAAACACUUAAACAGAGGCAAGGAAGGAUAUGCAGCCAUUAAGCUUGACAUGAGCAAAGCUUUCGAUGUAUCAGCACGCCUUGUUCUCUGCCGUGCUAAUCAAAAAUCUGCCAUGGCUAUCAAGCGAUCACUUGCUUAUUAUUGCAGAGCAUCAGGACAAAGUCUCAAUGUUGAAAAGUCGGUUCUCUCUUUUUCUCUGAAUACUCUUCUUGCGAUCCAGCAGCAUGUACAGCAGGCAGAGACAAAAAAAUGCUUUUUUGGUGAAAUUAAGGAUAAGCUUUGGAAUUUAUUAUCAGCUUGGCAAGAGAAGCUCUUCUCCAUUGGCGGCAAAGAAGUUUUACUCAAAGCGGUGGCGCAAUCCAUCGCAACUUACGCUAUGAGCUGUUUUAAACUCUCCAAAUCUCUUAUUGGUCAGAUUGAAACCAUGUGCAACAAAUUUUGGUGGGGUUCUAACUCCUCCUCAUCGGGUAUAAAUUGGAAAACAUGGAAGGCUCUAACACAAUCAAAGCCUGGAAUCACUUCAUUUAGGCCGCUGGUUUUCAAUGGGACAAAUAUCAAUAUGAAGGUUGCUGAUCUUAUAAAUAAUGAUAGACAAUGGGACCAUUACAAGCUUUCCUUGCUCUUUCUUGAAUCGGAUGUCACCAAAAUAAUAAGCUUGCCAUUAACACUCACUUCUCAGCAAGAUCAACUCAUAUGGCAUCAUGAUUCUCAUGGGUUCUAUACGGUUAAAUCGGGGUACAAGCUUGCUACAGAUUUGGAAGAACAACAACCGAAUGGCAGCAGUAUUCAAGCUCAGCAAUGGUGGCAAAAGUUUUGGAAAAUGAAAGUGCCAUCAAAGAUUAGAAUUUUCUUAUCGCGUGCUAUUCAUGAUUGUCUCCCAGUUGCGGACAUCCUUCACUAUCGACACAUUUCGGAUACCGAUCGCUGCUCUUUGUGUAACAGAACUAAAGAAACCAUCUCUCUUGCUCUCUUUUUCUGCAAAAGGGCCAAGAAAGUUUGGCAAACUUCAGCCUUCAAUAUCGUUGAUCUGUUUCCACCAGAAAUGAAAUUGAUGGAAUUUUUUCUUCAUAUUUCAUCCUGCUGGUCUUCUCUGCUGCUUGAACAAUUUGCUACUAUUUUAUGGAGCAUUUGGACAGAAAGGAUUAAAGAGAAACAUGGUACGAAACCAAAACCAUAUGAUGUUCUCCUUUAUUUUGCACUCUCUUACUUGGAGGAUUAUCACUCUGCUACACAACCAUCAGCACCUACGACAUCAACAACUUCUACUGCACUUUCUUCAACAGGCGAUUCGGCAGUCUCUUGGAUCAAUCCUCCUUCGGGUCGCCUGAAACUGAACACAGACGCUGCUAUCAACGCAAGGAAUCAAAUGUCUGGGUUUGGUGCUGUUCUUAUGAAUAGCUCUGGUGAUAUUAUUGCAGCAAUGUCUUGCCCCUUCAAAGGUUGUUUUAAGCCUGACAUUAUGGAAGCCUUAGCUCUAAUGCAUUGUCUACAGUGA
Cannabis sativa is the source of this 2772-nucleotide messenger RNA. RefSeq lists its product as uncharacterized. The record is from RefSeq and is a predicted model, not a curated record. Gene Ontology annotation, molecular function: nucleic acid binding; RNA-DNA hybrid ribonuclease activity. The transcript is spliced from 6 exons. The coding region runs from base 1 to 2772 and encodes 923 amino acids. Lineage: Eukaryota; Viridiplantae; Streptophyta; Magnoliopsida; Rosales; Cannabaceae.